AUGCGCAUAACACGCAAAGAUCUCAACCAAAUCCUCCUUACAGAGGUCGAGAGCACUAGAGCAACCCUAAGCUGGGAAUCAGCUUGCGAAUCAGCUGAAAGACUGCCUAACGGACAGAUUCGAGUUACCCUUUCAGAUGGCAGAACACAAGACUGCGACCUCCUCUCGCAGCAGACGGCGCAGACAGUUCCAUCCAAGCAUACUUCCGACCGAAUGACAAGACCCAGUACGCUGGCGCAACCCAGAUCGAUGGCAUUGCUCAUCUACCCGCCGAACUCCCCAAAGCUAUAA
Messenger RNA from Penicillium odoratum, 291 nucleotides. RefSeq lists its product as uncharacterized. The transcript has a single exon. Lineage: Eukaryota; Fungi; Ascomycota; Eurotiomycetes; Eurotiales; Aspergillaceae. Bases 1 to 291 code for a protein of 96 amino acids. The record is from RefSeq and is a predicted model, not a curated record.